AUGGAGCUGGUGCUUAAAGUCAGAAUUCAGAGGCCCAAAGAAAAUGACUUCACUGAAGUUGAACUGAACAGAGGAGAGCUGAGUUACCAAAAUCUACUAAAAGUGAGUUGCUGUGAAUGAGGGGUUAAGCCAGAGCAAGUGAAGAUCAGAAGGCCACCAAACACGCUGCUCAGAAAGGACAAAGACAUUUUAAGACUACAGGACUUCCAGGAGAUAAAACUCGUUUCAAUGAAAAAUGGAAGCUCUGAAUUGGUAGCACACGCACCAUCCCUGACAGAGAAGCCCUGCUUAACAACAGCCACGCUGCAAACCUAUCAGAAAAUCCCAGAAAUGAACAACUCGAGUCUAUGUUUUAUAAACAAUGCAGUCUGGGGUGCAUGUACUGGUUUGCCAACUUCAUGUGGGUACUUUGGAAAAUCGUUCCCUUGUCUUGAACUUCUCUGGACCGGGAUAAAAUUUCAAAGUGCUCUGACAAAUAGAGCCAUUAAAAAAUUGUGCAGAAUGCACCCGAUGCACUAG
This is a messenger RNA of Leopardus geoffroyi (Geoffroy's cat), 519 nucleotides long. It is a transcript of the gene ANKRD40CL, whose product is annotated as ANKRD40 C-terminal like. The transcript is spliced from 4 exons. Lineage: Eukaryota; Metazoa; Chordata; Mammalia; Carnivora; Felidae. The record is from RefSeq and is a predicted model, not a curated record.